Messenger RNA from Columba livia (rock pigeon), 10954 nucleotides. It is a transcript of the gene FER, whose product is annotated as FER tyrosine kinase. The transcript is spliced from 20 exons. The record is from RefSeq and is a predicted model, not a curated record. Lineage: Eukaryota; Metazoa; Chordata; Aves; Columbiformes; Columbidae. Bases 424 to 2892 code for a protein of 822 amino acids. Gene Ontology annotation, molecular function: ATP binding; non-membrane spanning protein tyrosine kinase activity. Gene Ontology annotation, biological process: cell adhesion; Fc-epsilon receptor signaling pathway; chemotaxis.
UUUUAGAUGGGUACCAAUUGGAGGGUGUUCAGAGGAAAGAAGUGGUCUAGAAAAACAUUUAAAAUGAAAGAUUGAAAGAAUUAGGAUUUCUUAGUAAAAAAAUAGGAUAUUCAGGUUGCAAAGAACUGCCUAGUCUCUCUGUUACUCAGUGAUGGGGUGAGGAAGGUAAGAUUUGGUCAUGGAGAAACUUCUUCCUUGUACUGAGGGCAGGGGAAUACUGGAUCAGAGAGCCUGAGAAAAACAAGUCUUGACAAAAAUCUUUUUGCUAUAGAGUUCCCAGAAAAUAAGUGUGUGUUUCAGAAACUGAAAAUCAGAAGUAGCUGCUGACAUAAAGAGUACUGAAGAUCAUUUCUUGAGGAAAAUUAUUUAAGAUGUGGUGAAGAGCCUGUAUUUUCCCCUGUGUGGUAUAUAGUGCCUUAAAAAAUGGGGUUUGGAGGUGACCUGAAGUAUUCUCAUGAUGCUUUAUUAAAACUGCAAGACUGGGAACUACGGCUGCUGGAAACCGUGAAGAAAUUUAUGGCAAUGCGAGUAAAAAGUGAUAAGGAGUAUGCCUCCACUUUACAGAAUCUUUGUAAUCAAGUAGAUAAAGAGAGCACUUGUCAAUUGGAUUACAUCAGCAAUGUGUCGAAGUCUUGGUUACUUGUGGUACAGCAAACAGAACAGCUGAGCAAAAUAAUGAAGACACAUGCAGAGGAUCUUAAUUCUGGGCCUUUGCAUAGGCUUACAAUGAUGAUCAAAGAUAAGCAGCAAGUUAAGAAGAGUUAUGUAGGUGUUCAUCAACAAAUUGAAGCUGAGAUGUAUAAGGUCACAAAGACAGAACUAGAAAAACUAAAAUCUAGCUAUAGACAACUAAUAAAGGAAGUAAAUUCUGCCAAAGAAAAGUAUAAAGAAGCUGUGGCUAAAGGAAAGGAGACUGAGAAAGCCAAAGAUCGAUGUGAUAAAGCCACUAUGAAGCUUCAUAUAUUGCAUAAUCAGUAUGUGUUGGCCCUGAAAGGAGCACAGUUACAUCAGCACCAGUAUUAUGAUACUACACUUCCUCUAUUACUUGAUUCACUACAGAAGAUGCAAGAAGAAAUGAUUAAAGCCCUAAAAGGAAUCUUGGAUGAGUAUAGCCAGAUCACCAGUCUUGUAACAGAAGAGAUUGUGAAUGUCCAUAAAGAGAUCCAGACCUCAGUUGAACAGAUAGACCCUAAUUCUGAGUAUAAUGACUUCAUAGAUACUCACAGGUCAGCAGAAGUUGUUGAACAGGAAAUAGAGUUUGAUACAUCUUUACUAGAAGAAAAUGAAAACCUUCAAGCUAAUGAGAUCAUGUGGAAUAAUCUGACAGCAGAAAGUUUGCAAGCCACGUUGAAAAUAGUAAUAGAUGAACUGAUGCAAACACAGCAAACCCUUCUAAGCAAAGAGGAACUUGUGUUGGAACUGGAGAAAAAAAUAGAAGAGUCCUCUAAGACUUGUGAAAAGAAGUCUGAUAUUGUACUCUUGCUGAGCCAAAAGCAAGCACUUGAAGAACUUAAGCAAACAGUUCAGCAAUUAAGAUGCUCUGAGGCAAAAUAUGCAGCCCAGAAAGAACUACUGGAACAAAAGGUUCAAGAGAAUGAUGGGAAAGAGCCACCACCUGUAGUGAAUUAUGAAGAAGAUGCCAGAUCAGUGACCUCUAUGGACAAGAAGGACAAAGUCUCAAGAUUUGACACCAUACGUCAUUCCAUAGCUGGAAUUAUAAGGUCUCCAAAAUCCAUGUUGGGCUCAUCGUCAUUCUUUGAUGUAAUAUCAACCACUGAGAAACCAUUGGCUGAGCAAGACUGGUAUCAUGGUGCAAUUCCAAGAAUAGAAGCCCAGGAGCUGUUAAAACAGCAAGGAGACUUCUUGGUGCGAGAGAGCCACGGGAAACCUGGUGAAUAUGUCCUUUCUGUGUUUUCAGAUGGACAACGGAGACACUUUAUCAUACAAUAUGCUGAUAAUCAGUAUCGUUUUGAAGGAACUGGGUUUCCAACUAUUCCUCAGCUUAUAGAACAUCAUUACACAACAAAGCAAGUUAUUACAAAGAAAUCAGGUGUUGUUCUGCUGAAUCCCGUUGUUAAGGAUAAGAAGUGGGUUCUUAAUCAUGAAGAUGUCACACUGGGAGAAUUACUGGGCAAAGGUAAUUUUGGUGAGGUGUAUAAGGGAACAUUAAAGGAUAAAACACCUGUUGCUGUAAAAACUUGUAAAGAAGAUCUUCCUCAGGAGUUGAAAAUAAAAUUUCUGUCAGAAGCCAGAAUACUCAAACAGUAUGAUCAUCCUAAUAUUGUAAAACUUAUAGGAGUUUGCACACAACGACAGCCUAUUUAUAUUGUUAUGGAACUUGUUCCAGGAGGUGAUUUCCUGUCCUUUUUAAGAAAAAAAAAGGAUGAGCUAAAAACCAAACAGCUGGUGAAAUUUUCGUUAGAUGCUGCUUCUGGUAUGGCCUAUCUUGAAUCAAAAAAUUGUAUACAUAGAGACCUGGCUGCAAGGAAUUGCUUGGUAGGCGAAAGCAACAUUUUGAAAAUAAGUGAUUUUGGAAUGUCACGGCAAGAGGAUGAUGGUGUGUACUCCUCAUCAGGCCUAAAACAGAUUCCUAUCAAGUGGACUGCUCCAGAAGCUCUCAACUAUGGAAGAUACACAUCUGAGAGUGAUGUGUGGAGCUUUGGAAUCCUUUUGUGGGAGACCUUCAGUUUAGGAGUAUGUCCAUACCCUGGAAUGACCAAUCAACAAGCACGAGAACAAGUCGAGAAAGGCUACCGAAUGUCAGCACCGCAAAAAUGUCCAGAAGAAAUAUAUAAAAUAAUGCAGAGGUGCUGGGACUACAAACCAGAAAACCGGCCAAAAUUCAAUGAGAUUCAGAAAGAGCUGUCUUCAAUCAAAAAGAAAGUGACAUAGUGAUAAACAAGUGCCAAACUCAAUGUGUGGGACUUUACUUUCCAGUGAAGUAAUCUUUUCCCCUCACACACUAUGCUUUUAUACAACAUUAUUUGCAAUAUUCUUCUAGGAUUACUUUGAAAUUAAGGGGAUUUUUUAUAUACAUGUGUAGCAUUUUGAAUGAUGUCUACACCUCCAUUAAAGACAUAUACUGCGAAAUGCUAUAUAUCCAGUCACAGUAAUACUGUCAUUUAGGUUACAUGUAAAUAGGAAAGCACAUACUAUAGAUUUAAGGAACUGUGGCUUCUAUCUGUUUUACAGCAAGUAACUGCUAGUGACAUUUUUCAGAGGUUUUCUAUUUUAAGCUGUGUUCUCACUCCGCUAUCCCUGUCCUGUAUGUCAACACCAGCAGCACUCUGAUGUGAUGACUGUCAUACAUGUUGGCCUUAAAAAUGAAGACAGUUUUGACAAGUAUUUCAACUAGAAAUUUAUAUAUUUUUUAAAUUCUUUCUGCAACUGGUAUUUUUAAGUGAUACUUCAUAUUAAGGAUGAAGGUCAGUUAGAUUCUGGAUGCAAAUGUGCUUACUGUACAGUGAAUUCCAGAAUUUCCUUUCAUAGAAAAUUGAGUUACUUGUGGAUUUCUUACCAUACUGUAGUAAAUACUUCUGGCUUUUGAUGUGGUUCACUUAAGCCACACCUUUUCUUCCUACAAAGCCUUCAGAGUUCAGUAAUGUAUCUCUUUUACAGUGACUUAUGUUUAUUUAAGAAACAAAAUAUACAAUAUCAAGUCUUGACUACACAUGAUAAGGAAUACUACAAAACAUCUGCCUUCCAAAGAAUUUGUAAAAGAGGUAGGCCAACAUAAAAAGGAUUACUAACAGCAGGUAAUGAAUAUCAUUGAUCUUAGAGGAGUUAAAGAAUGUGAACUGUUAUAUAUGCUUUUGAACCUUAUUUUGUUUGUUAAAUUGGAAAUAAUUCUCAGAAUGCAGCUGGAGCCUACGAAAGUUUAUGAUAAUAAAAAUUACAUUCCAUGCAUAGCAUCCAAAGGAAAAUACUAUUUUGGUAUGGCAUAAGGAAAUUUUUGAAGAAACCAAAAUAAAUAAGUGGGUUUUUUAAAGCCUCUGAUCAGCUGAAAAAGGCAGAAUAGAAAAACUAACAUACUAACUUUUAUAAAUCAUUGCAAUCAGAUUUCAAAAGACUGGGGGCAAGAAAGUUUUAAAGUCCACCAGGAAGAAAAACCUUGUGUAGAUGCAUAUAUAUAUAUAUAAAUCCUGCCAGAAAGAAUGAAAACUUACUAAAUAGGGGAGGCGGGGUAGGAGGGAAGGCAGUUUAUUACUCUGGGUCCUCUUUGCAGCUGGAAUUAUUUUCUGGGGCCAAACACAGAAAUAGGAACAAGUUAGAGUAUCCUGAUCUGAGUUCCAGAGUUAAGGUGCUUUAAGUUUUUCUAAGAAUUAACUAAAUUUUUUCAGAUCAAAGGAUGUCAGUUGCUGCUAAUGCAAGUAAGAAACAGGGACUGUAUGUAGCACAGCAUCUGAAAUGUUAAUUAGCCCUAUAUUUUAUUGUUACAGUGGGAUUGACAUGUAGUGAAGUCAGUGGCUACAUUAUGUUUUUAUGUCUGUUCAGGUAACUUUUCUAUUGUCUACAACAUUUUUGCUCUCUGAAGUGUGUUUAUAGUAGUACUGAGUGGUAAUGUGAAGGGGAUAUGUAUGACCAAAAUACAUGUAGUCUAGAAGAGUUUGUUACGUUUCAGUUAGUGUCCAAGUAAAACAAUGAAUGAUGGUGCUGGAGCACAUCACCUGCAUUUGAGGUGAAACUGUCAGUAUCCAAGUAUAAGGAAUGGUGAGUGUGCUUCUUGCAUUUCUUAAGCGGUUUUUUUUCUUGGAGCUAAGGAAGCAUAUACAUACCUAUGAAUGUAUAGUGCUUGGAAAACUUGGUGGCAUGAAGUUCAACUUCCUUAUAAGCAUACUGCAUAUUUUUACUUAGUUCUGUACUUCCAAGUAGCCCAAAGACGUUUUUCAAGAGCAAUGGGAAACAUUCUUGUUAUUUGUAUGCUUUUAAGUAGUACACAAAGUUUGUGCCUUAAUUUGUUAGUAUGCUAAUGCAAAUACAGGUGUACUAAGGUUUAAGGAAUGUUCCACAAUCAUUUGGAAAAAUCCAGGAUUCAUACAAAUGUAGCUCCUUAUGUAUCCAUCACUGAAGUCUGCAAGUAAGGAUAAUGGUGUCUCCUCUGUCACCAUUCAUAGCUUCUCUGGAGAGUUCGUAUUCUUCUUCUAUGAAAGGGAUGAACUUUUUCUUUGCUAUAUGCCUUACUGACAGUAAAGAAAUACUGGUUUAUUUUUAUAAAAUACAAUACUGUUUUAUUUGUCUUAAAUUAACCAGUCACCAUCAUGACUCUGACAUAAAGAUAAAAAUUGUACUCAUAUGUUCUGAAAUAUUUAACAUUUGUAAUUCAUAUCACACUUCUGUUUAAAUUUAAAGACUUUUUAAAACAUGGAAUUUCUACAGCAGCAAUAAAAUUUAUUAUUAUUUCUGAAGUAGGCAUCAGUUCAGUUAAAAAAUAAUAACUCUUUGGGAGAAUACCAGAAUGAGUUUAUAGUUACAGAAUAAAUUUAAACACAGGUGCAUGUCACUUCAAUUAUUUAAACUGUUUUCUUUUCAUUAAUUUGGCAGUUUGUGGCAGAACUUGUUCAUCAUCUCUCCCUUGUAGUUAUUGCAAUUACACAAUUUAGAAAAUGGAAUUCAUACCUAUAGAUACUGUUUUUAAAUGUUUGUAAACUUCUCACAGGGGAAUUCACAAACAAAACUGUCACACAAUGAAAUUUAAAAGAAAGAACCAAAGCCACCAUGUCUGCUGUCUGUGGACUUUUGAUGACUUCAUCUUGCAUUAUUUGUAAGUUAGCCAGAUCCAGAUACUAGUCAUUUGGCUUAUAUACUGUGUUUAUCCUAGAGAACUUAAAAAAAAGUUAAGAACUAGACUCUUUUGCAAGUGUAGUGUUUCAUGUAGGUUAUUACACUGGCACUGUCUCAACCAGGGGGAGCCUGAAUUUUUUACGCUGUUGAAUAGGAGAAACUCUGAAUACUGUAAAUACCUCAGCCUCUUACAAGAGAUGGAAUUCAACAGCUUAUCAGUUUUUUUCUUAUUUUUCCAAGGAAUUGCAUUCAUCAUUUUAAAGAAGAUUGUUUUAAGUGCAAUAAAUGCAUCCUUAAUUUGUUUUCAGUAAAAAUGAAGUACACGUUAGCUUCAUAGUCAGUCAUCAGUGAAAUAAUGAGGAUUCCUAAGCAUCUCAAUGUUAUGGAAAGUAAAAUAGUUUUGUCUGAAAACAAACCUUUCUUCAGCAGACUUUGAUCUUGUAAAGUCAGCAUCCCAAGACAUUUUCUUGGAAAUGUUCUUCUGAGUUUCUGAUUGAAUCAAUGAACUACUUUUUCAAUUAGCAACUACAGUUAUAUUUCAUUUCUUCAUAACAAAAAUCUGCCUUUUUGUACAGUUGCCUAGUAUUUUUAUUGGAAGUGGUUAUUGGAACAUGCAUCACCAGACAGAUAUCAGUAAGAACUGCAAUUUAUAAAGUAAGCCUGAUCUUAUUGAAGAGAAACAGAAAACUGGGUAAGGAAAUAUUAAGUUAUUAAUCUUGAAUGUUUUUUCAUCCACGUCUUUGACCAGCUUUUACACUUACACAUAUCCUACAAGCGCAUCACUAAAGCUUACUGUACCUCACUAAAACUGACUUUGAAGUUAUCCAUUUGUUAUCUCUUAUAACUAUUUUUUUAUGCCUUUUGCACCCAUUGUAGAGAUACUGAAGAAAAAUAAAACCACUUUCCUGAAGUGACAGCGUAACCAACUCUCAAAAGCAUUUAAAAAUUAUCUCCCCCCUUCCCAGGUGUGCUGCUGCAUGGAUAUUAACAAUAGUAAUUAACUACUAAUCCUGUUUCCAUUAUUCUUGCUGUCAUCUCCUCUAAAGGGCAGUGCCACUGAUGCACUUGAAACAGUGAAGUCUUCGAAGAGACGAGUUAGUGUGUAAACAGUGUCAUCAAAGAUGGUAUUCAAGAGCAGUAGUUCUGAAAAUGGCUGGUUGUCACAAGUCAUGGUAACUCAUUCUAAGUAUGGAAUAAAAAGAAGCAGGCUAAUUGAGAUAAUCCACUCUCUAUAAUAGCUGUCCCGUUUGUAGGCAAUAGAAAUGUUUGUUAUGCCAGUGCAUUUGGAUUUGUGACAUCUUUAUGACUGAGCAUAAAAUAGCUUGCUAUUAAGAGUCUACCAAUUUUUUUUUUCUUAAGUACUCUUGCUAGGCAAGUCAGGGUAUGUGGAAGGAAUAGUAUGAAGGGAAUAAUUCCUCUACUGCCAACCAAGGUACAUAUUUUUUUCUUCUUAGAAUCAUAUUCAUGCAGUCCAUCACUUUCAGGAAUAUGGGACUUCAAUUAGUAAUUAGAAAAUAAAGGCCAAGUCCAGUAUUCCUGAAGUUCCAGACAACCAUGAGUUUUUAAGAGUGAUGUCUUCUUCUGGUUUUCUUCUGCCAGUUUACUGUGAGAAUAGAAGUGCUUAAACAAUCAUCAGUAGCAACUUAGAAGAAAAUGCAUCAGUCUCAGAAACUUAUCAAGCUUCUUUAAGAGUAACUUCAGUAAAGCAUGUUUUUUGUAAUCUUGUACUAGAAUUCCCCUAAGAUAGCUUUCCUUUCUAAAAAAAAAUGAAUCAAAACAAACAAGCAAACUGAAACCUCCAAGUUUAAACAGAAGAAUCCUUUUACUUGUCACAUUCUGAACAGUUUUUCAAGUAUUGCUACAGAUUCUUUCGUAAAGCUGACAAUGCACCUGUGAUUUCCAGUUCUUACAUACUUUUCAGCUUUGUGUAUUAAUGCAUUAUUAACAACCAACUUUACUGUCAGACCAAGGAAGGGAAGACUCUCUCAUUGAAAAGUACAGCAAGUUCUGCCUGGUAACUCACACAUUUUCCUUAACUUCCACAUUCAGUUAUCUGGGUCUUGUUGUUCAUUAUAAUAAGCACCAUAUAUAACAGGAGCUAGAGGCUACAUAUUGUCUUUAAAUGAGCAGCUAAUCCCCCAAAAUUUCACACCCUUGACUCUAGAAGCCAGUUUGUUUUUGGUACUCUGUCAAAUAAGCAAAACUAAUUUCUGUAUUUCAGCCUUACUACUAAUCCAUAAAACAGGAUGGUUCAGAGAUUUAUUUACUGUUCUCUCUAGGGGAAUGAUACCUCCACCAAUAACCAUAAGUUACCCCUGUGUGUCCGUUAUGUCCCUGUGUCUCUUUGACCUAAAAUUCUAACCGAAGUGUACGUCCAGGUGUGGAAACUGGGUGUUAAAACGGACUUGUUUCAUUUUCAGGAAGUUGUACAUUAUUAGCUGUUUGAGAACACCUUUUUCUCAGACAUCAUAUAGGCAGAACUUAAAUUAGAAUUUUCAGAUGGUUUGGAGGUUGUUUUUGUGUGAGAUGAAGGACUAUUUAGAUUGCUGGCUACAUGCAUGGUUAUUUGGCAUCUGUUUCAGAUGUAUGAGGGAGUAGUCCAGUUACAGAUCUGAGAUAACAUAUGCCUUCUCUGAAUCAAAAACUUACAAGAAAAUUGAUGAAAAGGGGCCUCAAAUAUAGUUGACUGAGGUCAUAAAGUGAAAACAUAGAAGAGCCAUGAAACACAUUCUUUCUUCCUCGGUCCUCCCAGAACUGAAUGUUUUGUAGAUAAAACUCGCAAUGACUGGCUUUGUGUUAGUAGGUAAAUAGGACCUGUGAACCGGUAUGAUGACAUAGAACUCACAUUGCUAAUAGCAAAGAAGGCUUGGAAGAAAGUGUUCCUAAACUGCUACUGUUUGGAACUAACAUAUAGUUUUAGAACUACAAUUGUUUAUAGAUAACAAAUUAUGUUUUCUGAGUAUGGUUAGAGAGACAGCUCAUGCUUAUCCAUUGAAACUCUUCAUUAAUUUAAGGCAAUUAUGCUUAAAAAAAAAUAAAUACAUUGAUCAGCGAUUCCUUUUAGAUUACUUAUGUUGAAAGUAUGAGCUAGAAUCUUCCACCAUUAAAAAAAGAAAAAACCCUUUUAUUGCCUUUGUAUAGUCAAUUCUGUCUUUCUCAACAUAUAAAGAAUUCCGUAAUUGUUAAAUGCAGUGGUAAUACAUCAUCCUUGGAUAUGUAAGCUACUCUGAUCUUCUGCUUCAGUUUUACAGAAUAUUUCUGCUCUUUAAUAAGGGCUGCAGUAACCUUACAGUUCUAGCUGAGCUCUGCUGUAGUACUCUGGCCUGUUGCAUCUUCCUAAUUCUGAUUGCUCCAUGUACCAUAGAUGGCGCCCUUUCACAUAGUUCAAAAACACAACUUUCCAGAUAGUAUUAAUUUUCAUUAUUGUCAUCCAUUUUGCUUUUAGAAAUUUGCCUUCUGUACAUCACAUAACAUUUACUUGUACUGUUAAUUAUAACCCCCGCCACCACCAUGAAGUGCCGAGACUUGCAACUUCAGAAGAUGAGCAUUGCUAAGUCAGUAAAAGUCUACAAGGAACUGAUCUUUCACUAGGUGUCUGAGUUGAUACAGCUUAAUGCAGUUUAGAUAUCACUAAAGCAGUUGUUUUAGUUAAAAUCUGUUGUGCACUUUGAACAGCAGUAUAUUCCUUGCUCAAGAUCUCUCUGCAAUAGUAAUAUUUGUAUUUGACUUGAACUCAUCAGGAAGGUAGAACUGCUCCUUCCUUCCUCUUAGCUUAUCAUGGAAGGGAACUGCUGAGUUCAAGUAGCCAAUUCAGGUGCUGUCAGCGAUUCUGGUAUGUAGCAUGGAUGCAGCCAAGAUGCCAUAGAGAAGGUCUUACAGUCUACAUGGGCCCUCUUUAUACUACACCUACACUCACUAUGAGUCACUAAUAAACCUACCGGAGACUGGAAGUUUGCCAUAUCUUUGAGUGUGGCUGAUUCCUAAAAGUUACCUGAAGCUGUACUGCUUAGGGAGAAAUAGUGACAUUUUUUUCUUUAUCACGAAGUGCAGAAUGUGUUAUUCAAUGGGGAUUCUCUGCAUUAUGUUUUUUUUUUUUUAUUAUUAUUUUUAAUCUGCAUUUAUUUUCCUUCAUUCCACUCCUGCUUGGCAUUGUUACAGAUUCAAAGUCUUCAAUAGAUGGAACAACUAGAAGAAACAUAUCUGUUUCCGCUGUCGAUUGUAUUAUUAUCUGUAAUUGACAAAUUAACUUGUUUUUUCCACCAAGCUUCCCACCUAAUUUUCACUAAAAUUCUAAAAAAAAUAUAACAGGAAAAAAUUGGUUACAUAGGUUCAUAAUGUGGGACACGAAGAGGAGGCAGACUCCUACAAAGGAAUUUUGAGGAGUGAAAGCCAGCAAUAAACACCCGUGUUGUCCCUUCUGUUAGAGGACUAUGUAGUCAUAUGCACAUUCAAAUGACUUCCAGAGAUUGAACUUGGACUAAAAUUUGUAGGACUGCUGUUUUUUCAGUUGCGUGUGUUACUUUACUUUUGUAUGAUUGUAAGCAGCUGAAGAUGGAGGAGUGUUGGGGAAAGAGGGAAGGUUUGUUCACUAGCACAUGCAAGGCUUUUGCCAGUAAUAACCUUGAGCGGGGCACACAUACCAUUUGCAAAAUGUUUGGAUUUCUGUUCAGUUUUGUGCCAAAGUAUGCACCAGCAAGUUUAAUAUCAGGUAAAGCACCUUUUAUAGUCUUUGUUGUUUAAAAAUAAUUUAUUUGUGAAACAGAUUGAUAAUACAUAACACUGGAAAUGGGUGCUUCUUCCCGAAAGUACACAUGUAAAAAAAAAAAAAAAAAAAAAAAAGAAACAACAUUUGUGUGUUUAUCUGGCUUUUAAGCAAGUCUGAAAAUGAUAACUAUGUAAUACAGUUGCCAGUUGUCUGUCCUUUAUAAUUUUAAAUAGAUCUGCAAUUUAACUUUAUUUAUUUGCCAAUUUUUUUAUACACUUUAAAGUUACACUUCUGAUCUCUAGCUAACUUUUUAUUUUCCUAGGCUGUUACAAAACAGAAUUUCAGUAUUCUUGUAAACUGCAGACCAUUUUUUAAUAGUCCUUUGUCUUUUCCUAUGGACCAGUUACCACUAAGGAGUCUGCAGUCCCCUUUUUACUGUACUCUUCCAAUAAAUGUAAAAUAUCUGUA